CAUCUCAUUUCUUCCUCUCUUUUUUUUAUUUCCAAAUCAUUAUUUUCUAUAGUUUUAAGGAAGAGAAAUUUAUGCCAGCUACUAGAGAAAGUGUCGAGAAAGAGAGAGAUUCUACUAUAAUAAUACACCAGAAAGAGAGAUGGGAUUAACAUACAUGUAUCUGUUUACGCAAAUUGGAUAGCUUUUGAUUGUUUCACUGUCUGCUUAUAUUGUUUGUUCUUGGAAGAAGAAAUAGCCAAUUUGAAGAUGGCCGCCAACUCAUCGUCGUCGUCUUUCUUUGGAAGCAGGGAAGAUAAUCAAAACCAGAUGAUUCAAGUACAACAAUCAUCCACCGCCACACCCACUUUGUCAACUGCUCCAGCCACUGCACCUCAGAAGAAAAAGAGAAAUCACCCCGGAACUUCAUAUCCAGACGCGGAGGUGAUAGCACUAUCUCCCAAGACUCUAAUGGCAACAAACAGGUUCAUAUGUGAGGUAUGCAACAAAGGGUUCCAAAGGGAACAAAAUUUACAGCUCCACAGAAGAGGACACAACCUGCCAUGGAAGCUAAAGCAGAAGACUACAAAAGAAGUGAAGAGGAAAGUUUAUCUUUGCCCAGAGCCCACAUGCGUCCACCAUGACCCUUCUAAGGCGCUCGGCGACCUCACCGGCAUAAAAAAGCAUUACUCCAGAAAACACGGCGAGAAGAAAUGGAAGUGCGAGAAGUGUUCCAAGAGGUACGCCGUUCAAUCCGAUUGGAAAGCUCAUUCGAAGACUUGUGGCACCAGAGAGUACAGAUGUGACUGUGGCACUCUUUUCUCAAGACGUGAUAGUUUUAUCACUCACCGAGCCUUUUGCGAUGCACUGGCUCAAGAGAGUGCAAGACACCCCACCAACUCAACCACAAUGGGCAGCCAUUAUCUCUUUGGAAGUAAUCAUCAAAUGAGCUUAGACCAGAAUCAGGUUCAACCAUCGAGUAACCUGUUGCGUUUGGGCAGUACUUCUUCGGGACCACCAAAGUUCGAUCGGUUCAUCUCUCCAGUGAAUCCUUCUUCAUUACCGAACAUGCCUUCAUCUAUGUUCUUCAUGUCUGAUGCUGCAAACCAAGGGUUUCAUCAUCAUCAAGACCAUGGCCAUGGACCAUAUAUGAACAAGCCAUUGCAUGGGCUUCUGCAACUUCCUGAUCUUCAAGGAAGUACUAGUACUAACAACAACAAUUCCCACACUUCUGCAAAUCUUUUCAAUUUGGGAUUCUUCUCCAAUACCAGUGGUACAAGCAGUAUAAGUGCUAGUGAACUUCAAUGCAUGGGAGAUCAGGUUGGUUCAGGACUCUCCUCUCUUUAUAGCACUUCGAUGCAACACGAGAACAUUUCUCCCCACAUGUCGGCUACUGCAUUGCUUCAAAAAGCUGCGCAAAUAGGUUCAACUACAAGCAGCAACAACAACAACAACGCUUCGUCUUUGUUAAGGGGAUUGGGGAGUUCAUUGUCGACUGGGACAAAAUCCGAUAGACCAGUGUUAUCCCCCAACUUCGGCAGUAAUUUCGACGGCGGUGGAAGCGAAACGCUAAGAUCAUCACAAAUGGAGGAUGAUAGUAAUCUUCAAGGACUGAUGAACUCUCUUGCAAACGGCAACUCUUCCAUUUUCGACGGCGGGGCAGGGUUCGGUGGAAGUGAGCUGCAUCAGAAUCUUGCGGCGACGGGGAUGGGCGGCGGGAGUGAAAAGCUGACCUUGGAUUUUCUUGGUGUUGGGGGAAUGAUGGGAAACUUGGGUGGAGGUUUUUCUCAGAGAGAACAACACGGGAUCAAUGUUAGCUCUUUGGAUCCCGACAUGAAAUCAUCAGCUCAAGCAAAUCCUCAACAGUUUGGUCGUGCAAAACUUGUCUGAGCAGGCAAAGCUUUGUUGGAAUUUAAAACUCUUUUCUUUUUUUUUUUCUUUUUUUUUUUGAUGCCAUGAACUAGGGUUUCAUUCAUAAAACUGUUUUAAUGCUUACUCAAGCUAAGGUUUAAUCAAGCCUUUUGUUUUUGCA
Molecule: messenger RNA, 2008 nt
Organism: Hibiscus syriacus
Lineage: Eukaryota; Viridiplantae; Streptophyta; Magnoliopsida; Malvales; Malvaceae
Product: protein indeterminate-domain 5, chloroplastic-like
Exons: 4
Coding region: 247-1866 (539 amino acids)
Cellular component (GO): nucleus
Molecular function (GO): DNA-binding transcription factor activity
Source: RefSeq, a predicted model, not a curated record